Molecule: messenger RNA, 803 nt
Organism: Meloidogyne enterolobii
Lineage: Eukaryota; Metazoa; Nematoda; Chromadorea; Rhabditida; Meloidogynidae
Source: the annotation of a GenBank genome assembly
AUGAAUAAUAAUAAUAAAAUUAAUAAUAAUAAAGAAAUAACAGAAAUUGCUCCUUUUGACCCUACAAUUCCUCCGCCGGAAAUUCCUGCUAAAAUUAGAAAAAGAGAAGCUACUCCCAUCGAAGUUAUUCCAUCCAAAGUUAAAAAGAUUGAAACAACAUCUACAGAAUUCAAAAAGCCAAAUCCUCCAAAACAAGCUCUUUGGAAACUUUUUCGUGGAAAGUUCCUCCUAACUUUCUAUUUGUGUUCAACUUGCCGUGAUAAUCUCUUUAAAUCACAGGAAAAGAUAACACAAAAGGAUGAAAGAGUUGUUGUGAAAAUUGAUUUGUGUUCAAAUUGUGUGAAAAAGAAUUGUAUGGCAACUGAUUUGCUCGCACCUUAUAAUAAAAAAUAACUUUUAUAUAAACAAUCAUUCUUUUUAUUGUAUUUUUUAAAUAUUCAAUCAACUUUAAUUGUAAUAAUUCAAUUUAAAUAAAUUUUAAUUAAAAUUUUUGAGGAAUUUAAUUUUACAAUUUUCAAUCCUCCUAUAUUUUACUCAUUCGAAUUUAAUAUUUAAAUUUAUAUGGUCCCUAGCACUGAGUUUUACACGUAAUUUCAAAUGGAUCAUUUUCCCCUACUUUGCUCUCACUCAUUUUACUCUACUUUCAUCCCAUCUCUCUCUUCUCGCUCAUUUUCUUUAUUUCUACAUACUCUCUCAUUUUCCCUACUUUAGUCUCACUCAUUUUACAUUACUUUCAGCCCAUCUCUCUUCUCGCUCAUUUUAUUUAUUUCUACACUCUCAUUUUCUCCUACUCUUUCCUUUGA